UUAAAAAUCAUACAAACACACAUUCAUAAAGUAGGGAGAAAGGGCUAAAAUCAAUUCAGGGAGCUUAUUGCGAUGGAAGAGCAAGAGAUGCCUUGCGAUGGGAGGAAACGAGAAUUGGCAGAGGAAGAUGAAGAAGAAGUUGACGAUUCAAAUGAUUCCGGCAAAAGCCACUACGCCUACGACUCGGAUGAUUCUGAUUUUGAGCUUAUUGACGGUACCAAGGUGGACCCCAAGGUCUGGGAUCAGUAUUACAAGGAAUUGGAUGAAAGCGAGGGUUUUGAUAUCACUGUCUACCCGGGUGCUUCAUUUAACUCCUCAAUUGUGCCACUAAAGAGUUACCUGACCGAUCCAAACAAAAAACAGAAAUACACUGAUCUGUGCGGCUUGGCAAUUGGAGAUUUCAAUUCACAGAGUGCUAAAAAGUAUGAGUUCGUGGAAAUUGUGACGGUAAACGCAUCAUUUGCUGCUGGGAUGUGAUUUUAUUUCACCUUUCAAGCCAGGGAUACUGAUGAUACAAUAAAGAUCUUUCAAGCAUUGGUGUGGGACGAAAUUGGUGGAACCCCAAGUGUGGAAUUUUGCAGGCUUAAGAAAGGUUAACUUUGUGGACUCUGCAUUUUCUAUCAGGUUGUAUACAAACUUAUGGUUUCUGUUUUUUUUUGCUAAUCUUACAUUGAAGUACUUUCUUUAAGUUUCAUAUUUUCAAACAAGUCAUUUCCUGACGAAUAGGACUUCUUAUUGUAUUACACAGCUAAGAGCAGUUAAUUCAUUGAGCGAUUGAUUUGUUUUUUUUAUAAGGUAAAUUGUAUUGAUCAAAAGGGUGAAAAAACUCCCGUAUACAAGAAGUAUACCAAAAAGUAGAGAAUUUACAUCAGAACAUGAUUCUCUACAUAAGACGCCCAAUCUUCUACACAAGUAGGGACUAUAUGGGUGCACCAAAAAGCGAUCAAAGAUAAAAGACUAUUCUUAAGAUGUGAAAAAGGAGACUCAAUCCCUCAAAAACUCUCUUAUUUCUCUCUCCCCAAACUGUCCACAUGAGAGCUAACGGGGCGAACUUCCACGCCUUUUGCUUGCUUCUUCUACGGAAACCGGCCCAGCUAUAUAGCAUUUCCUUUACAGUGUUUGGCAUCACCCAUUGAACACCAAAAAGAUUCAAGAUUGCCCUCCACAAACUCGAGGACACUAUGCAAUGCAACAGAAGAUGAUCAACUUCUUCCCCUGAGCUUUUACACAUGUAGCACCAACUAACAAGCGUAAUUCCUCUCUUUCGCAGAUUUUCAGCUGUCAAGAUCACUCUCCUCGCCGCUAGCCAUGCAAAAAAGCACACCUUCGUGGGCGCCUUAGGAAUCCAUAUCGAGGAGUAUGGAAAAGUAGCUUCCUCUCUCUCACCAACAUACUCUGGUAAAAGGACUUUACGGUGAACAAACCAUCGCCACGCAACCCCCAUCUCCAAGAAUCGCAAGAUGGAUGGGGCUUGUCUUGCCCGUAUAGCAGUGCCAACAAAUUUUGGAGUUCCGCAAUCUCCCAAUCUUGCAUGUUCCUUCUAAAAGAGAGGUCUCAUACUACCCCCUUCAUGCUCCUUGCGAAUCUGUUGGACCAUCCAUUCUUUCUGGUUUGAAACUCUAAAGAAGUGGGGGAAAGAGACCCUCACAGUAUCCUCUCCACACCACCUGUGAUUCCAAAAGCUGAUUCUCCUUCCAUCUCCCACCCUGUAAGUGAUGUUGUCAUAGAAAGCUUCCCAGUUCUUCAUGAUGCUCCUCCACAUGCCACACCCGAACGGUGCUGUGAUUGCCUUGGUCCUCCAACCCCCUCCCGUGGAAUCGUACUUUUCUACUAUGACCUCCCUCCAUAGAGCAUACUCUUCUACCCCGAAUCUCCACAGCCACUUCCCUAUCAAAGCUCUGUUGAAUACCCAAAGAUCUUUUACUCCAAGUUCACCCCACUUCUUUGGGGAAAUGACUGUCUGCCAAUUCACUAGAUGAAACUUUCUAGUUCCAUCCACCGCAUCCCAAAGAAAAUUCUUUUGAAGCCGCUCAAGUUUUUCUGUGAUGCUCACAGGAGCUUGCAACAGAGACAAGUAAUAGGUAGGGAUACUCGACAAAGUGCUUUUGAUGAGCACUUCCUUACCGCCUUUUGACAAGUACCGUUUCUUCCAGCCUGCUAAUCUUUUUUCAACCCUUUCAAUCACUGGAUUCCAAACCGUAGUAUCCUUAUGCGAAGCGCCCAAUGGGAGACCCAGGUAAGUAGUGGGAAGAGAGCCCACCUUACAUCUGAGAACAUGAGACAAAACAUCAAUGUUAGCUACCUCACCCACCGAGAAAAUCUCACACUUGCCGAGGUUGAUUUUGAGUCCUGAUACUAUCUGAAACCACUGCAAGACCUGCUUCAGGCAGGUCAACUGGUCUAUAUCGGCAUCACAGAAAACCAGGGUGUCAUCCGCAAAAAGCAAAUGGGAGACUCUUCGGGCACUGAGCACCCCGAUCGGAGCUGAGAAUCCUCUCAAGAAACCUCUACCCGCCGCACGAUCCAUCAUUUUACUCAAAGCAUCCAUCACUAGAAUUAAUAGCAUGGGGGAUAGAGGGUCACCUUGCCUGAGACCCCUGGAGCUGCCAAAGAAACCACACGGGCUACCAUUAACCAGGAUAAAGAAUCUGAUUGAGGAAAUGCAGAACUUGAUCCAUCCCCUCCAUCUUUCCCCAAACCCCAUCCGCAUCAUAAUGAAAUCGAGGAACUCCCAAUUGACAUGGUCGAAAGCCUUCUCAAGAUCCAACUUGCACAGUAAGCCGGGUUCUUUAUUUUUCCUUCAGGAGUCUACAAGUUCAUUUUCCACCAAAGCAGCAUCCAGGAUCUGCCUACCUUCCACAAAUGCAUUCUGGGAGGACGAAAAAGAAACGUCAAGAACCUUCUUGAGUUUGUUGGAGAGCACUUUAGAAAUAAUCUUGUAAAUGCUCCCCACGAGACUGAUAGGCCUGUAGUCUCUGAUACAAGAUUCGCCUUCUUUCUUAGGCACAAUAGUAAUAAAAGAAGCAUUGAUACUUCUCUCGAGAACACCAUUCACGUGGAAGUAUUCAAUGGCUUCCAUCAACUCCCCCUUAAUGGUGUCCCAACAGAGCUGGAAGAAGGCCAAGGAUAAACCAUUAGGCCCGGGGGCCUUAUCACCAGCACAACUCGACACAUCCUCGUGCACCUCCUCCUCCUCGAAAACCCUUUCUAGCCACUCACUGUCUCCCUCCCCUAUGUGGUUGAACUCUAUUCCCCCAAAGUAGGCCUCCAACUAACUUGCUCUUUGUAUAAGUUCUCAUAAAACCCCACUAUCGCCCCUUUUACCUCCUCCUCUCCCUCACCCCAGGGAUCACCCCGUCCACAAUUAAGGACUCUAUGAAGUUUCUCCUUCGAUUUGCGACCGCAACCCUGUGGAAAAACUUGCUAUUCGAAUCGCCCUCGAUUUUUGCCGCCAACUAGUCUCCUGAGCUAUUGCUAACUCGAUUAUUUCCCUCUUAACCUCCCCCAAUCUUGCUUUCUCAGAUUCAUCUAGCUCCCUCGCCCCUUCCUCUCUCUCUAAUUCCCCCAAUUCAUACCUAAGCUCCCUCAUUUUAAUCUCUACCCUCCCAAAAACCUCCUUAUUCCACCUAAUAAUAUCUCCCUUGAGCAAUUUGAGUUUCUUCGAAAGACGGAAUGAAGGUGACACUGAUACCCCGUAGCUUGUCCACCAUUCUUUCACUUUGUCACCAAAUCCUGGCACUUUCAACCACAUGUUCUCGAAUUGGAAGGGAGCACGCACCCCCUCCCCCUGCAUCCAUCUAGAAAGAUAGGCAAAUGAUCCGAAGUCAGCCUAGGUAGAGGAAUCUGCAGCACAUUCGGCACCAGCUCAUCCCAGGAGGGCGAUAUCAGAAAUCUAUCAAGUCUAGACCUUGAGUUGGAAUCCUCCGCCCUGGCCCAAGUAAACCUUUCCCUUGACAGAGGAAGAUCAAUGAGAAAAUGAUCAUUGAUGAAGUCAGAAAACUACUCCAUGGCCCUCGAAAUCAGACUACACCAUAAUCUCUCCUCAGGGAAUCUAAUAGUGUUAAAGUCUCCCCCUAGAACCCAUGGAAUGUCUCAUUCCCCCAUAAUAUUGGCCAGUUCCUCCCUGAAAGACACAUUGGACCCUUCCCCUACCGGUCCGUACACUCCCCCAAAUCCCCACUCCACCUCACUCACUCUAUCUUUGACGAGAGCUGCUAAAGAAAAAAACUCCAUUCUUAAUCUCCUUUACCUCCAAAUUUCUAUCAUCUCACAUAAGAAGAAUGCCCCCGGCACUUCCCGCUGCUGAGACCCAGUCAUAUUUCACCCAACUACCUCUCCAGACACUUCUCACGAUUGCAU
This is a messenger RNA of Nicotiana tabacum (common tobacco), 4359 nucleotides long. Lineage: Eukaryota; Viridiplantae; Streptophyta; Magnoliopsida; Solanales; Solanaceae. The record is from RefSeq and is a predicted model, not a curated record.